CGCACUGGAUUGGCGAAGACGAGGAGGAGUAGAGUAGAAGGAGGAGGAGGAGGAGGGAGAGGGAGAGCAGGAAGAGGAAGAGGAGGAGGAAGAUGAAGAUGAAGAUGGAGGAGGAACACUUUUGUCGUUGUUUUUGAUAGGGGAGGACGGAAUCGUGCACACAUGAGUUUUCAAGAGGAGCGAGGAGGGGACAUGCCCGAUCCCGAGCCUGAUGAUGAUGAGUGUUUGAGACGGCUUGUUGAGUGUUUCUUGAGAGCAAGAAGGGAGCAGGUGUUGGGGACGAUGCAUUAGAAAGAAAGAAGCCUAGCGAAGACGCAGGUUUGGCUUUUAGCUUUUAGCAUUUGGCUUAUGGAUUUUUGGCAUUUGGGCUUUUGUCAGUCACGGGCGUGUUGAUUGGCGAGGAUUUUUCGUGCUAAAGGAUCAAGUUGCUGCCACGGUGGGUUGCUGGAGGCGUGCCACAUGCUCCCAUACUCCGGGCAUUUACUGCACUUUGCAAGACAGGGCAGGGGAGGGCAAGGCAAGGCAAGGCAAGGCUAAGGCAAAGGCCAGGCCAGGACAGGUACGUCCUUGGGAUGGUGACGCCCAACUUGCCUUUUCCGGGUUGUCUUUAGUUGCCGCUGGCGUUGUGCAGUUAGUGCACGGGAGUGCAGAAGGGCUAGUCGCAGAUAGAGAAAGUACAGCAGCAGCAAAGCCGGAAAGUGAAAGCAGAAGACAAAGUACGGAAGGAAGGGUGGGAGCCGACCUUGGACUCGUCCCACCUCGUGGAGUUGGUGUCGCUGAGUGCUGACGGUGGUGGUGCUGGUGCUAGAGGUGGUCUUCAGCUUCACACUGGUCUAGCUAGCACUAUCACACACGCCCUGUCGGUCGGCGUGCCUUUGCUCAUAAUAUUUUCGUCUGGGGAUUUUUCCGUAGCCAUCUGAACUAGCAGGAGCUAUAUAGAGGACAUAUCUAUCUUCGCUCCGCUCUGCUUUUAAUGGGGUGCACCGCACCGGCCACCGAAGGCCGGGUUUUUGUCCUGCUUCCUCCCUCGCCCAGCUUUCCUGUCGUUCACCGUCGCGCUCCCCUUCUAAGGUGUACGACCCACAUUGUUAGACUUCGCUGAUGACCGCGAACCUCCAUUCCUCUCUCUUUCUCUCUCUCUGGCAUGGGAUUUUGUAUGACGCUUUGUUGUGACAGUUUUGAAGUGAUUCGUUUCGACUUCAGUGGUGCCUGUACAUCUCCUGGGGUGAGGCGAAUUGGUGGGUGUGGUUUUAUGAGAAGAAAAGGAGAAUUUCGGCGCACGGCAGGGUCACAGACCUGGCUUGAAACGACAUUGCAGGGAGAGUGUUGCUGUUACUUUACUGGAGUCAUCUACCGGAGUAUACCUUGUGAUCCAUUUGACGGUUGUGUCCAGAUUAGAGAAGAGAUCCGGAGAAUCGAGUCUCGGCCACCUUGCGGUCUGUGUUCAGAUGUAAUCUUUGCUUCGCUGGCGAAACGAGUCUUGGUGAAUUUUCAGCGAUUCCGCAGGACGAUGGCAGCUGGGUUGAGUGUAGCGUGAUCCGACCGCGGGAUAAACAAUGCAAGCCGACCACUUCUGGGAAGGAGUUGCGUUGCGUACAUGUCGUGCGUGAUGUUAGGUGUGCACUAGAUAAACCUGUACACCGUUUUCCCGUCUCUGGUGUUUUGCGAGGAGGACCCAAAGAAGGUUUCGACGAUGGACAUGCAAGUGGCCGCCGACUUUUCUGCGAUGACUUUGAACGAAUCACUUUGGGCAAACCAGGUGGAGUUGUACGCCGGAGACGGAAGAAAAGGGUCGAGAGGUCGGAGUGGAUCAGAGCUUUUAGACUGGAUCACUCUGCAGGGAACUUGUCCGAACGUUGUGUACAUGAAUGUAAACCCGGAUACGGCACAUGAUGAUCGUGUGGCAAGUAUUGUUUUGGCGGACUUCAGUUCCGCUCUGAAAAGUGUGGCCAGAUUGUGGGAACUUCGUCUGCAGGGUCUGCAUCAGUUCACACCCGUAAUGGGCAUUACAGCGGAUAAAAUGGAUUCAAUACUGAAGCCCGUGUUUCUUGAACACAUCAACUCGUUACUCGAUGAACACGGAAGAGAACUGAUUGCUCAGGAAGAGAAACUUUUGUUCGAAACUUCGCAGACGAAUGCGAAGUUGAAGAAGUUUCACAGUGAGGAAAAUUUUCGAGCUUUGAAGGCAGUUGUUAAAGAUUUAUCUUUUCGACACGAGCAGAUUAUUUUGAAACUUUCCGAGUUCCGAAAUGCAAUGGAAUGUCUGCGGACCAUAAUCACAUCUUUGGGAUCGGAAGACGAGGUUGCGCAAGAGAUUCCGGUGUUUGCGUUGAGGCCGGAUUGGACCUGGCCUCAGCUUCACUGCAUAAUCCAGAGGGAAUGUGACCGCUUACACGCCCAGUUACCUCUAUACGCCCGCCGCUCGGACAUCAUUUCUCUACUCAGUUCCAAUCAGGUCGUAGUUCUUGUCGGAGAGACGGGGUCGGGGAAGAGCACGCAGCUACUGCAGUACCUGUAUGAUGCAGGAUAUGCAGGAGGUGGGAGGUCGAUAGUGUGUACCCAGCCACGCAAAGUUGCUGCCUUGAAUCUUACACAACGGGUAAAGGAAGAGAGUGAUGGAUGCUACAAUCGCCCAUUCCCAGUGGGUUGUGUUACUGGCUCUAAUGCUCAAAGUUAUGCACAUUUAGCAGACACCAAUUUUACUACCGACUUUAUUCUGCUCCAGUUUUGCCUGAUAGACCCUCUCCUGUCAACUUUCAGCUGUGUGGUAGUGGACGAGGCUCAUGAACGCAGUCUGAACACAGACCUUCUAUUAGCUAUGCUAAAGAGUGCUCUUUCUCAGCGCCCUGAUCUGAAGGUUGUCAUCAUGUCAGCCACAGCGGAUGCAGAGUUGCUAUCUGCAUACUUCGGUUGUGGUGACAUUUUGCGCGUUCCAGGUAGAAAUUUUCCGGUGCAUGUGAUAUAUGAAGAAGGGGAACGUCCUGAAGAGUGGUAUGAUGAUUAUAUGAAGAGGGCCGUGAAAAAGGUCAAAUCUAUACACGAGAACGAACCAGAGGGCAAUAUCCUUGCAUUUCUUACAUCACCGGCAGAGGUGGAUUGGGCUUGCGGGCAGUUCUCCGAUCCCUCCGCCUUGGUGCUGCCGCUGCAUGGGAAGCUUCAAUACGAAGACCUCCGAAGGGUAUUCCAGGAAAAUGUUCCUGGAAGACGCAAAAUUGUUUUUGCUACCAAUUUUGCGGAGACAUCGUUGACCAUCCCGGAUGUCAAGUAUGUUGUUGACUGUGGUCUGGCGAAGGAAAGCACUUUUGAUCCGAAGAAAGGGAUGAACGUCCUGCAAGUGGGAAAAAUAGAUCAGAGCUCUGCUGUACAGAGAGCAGGUCGGGCAGGGCGCACUCAAGUGGGAGUUUGCUAUCGUUUGUACGGGGAAUCCGAGUUUGAGGGUUUUGCUUCUCACAGGCUGCCAGAAAUAAGACGUGUGCAUCUCGGGGUCGCCAUUCUCAAGCUUCUAGCUUUGGGUAUCAAGGAGAUAGAGAAUUUUGACUUUGUCGAGUCCCCUGACCCUCAAGCAAUUCACCUUGCGUUGCUUGUUCUGGACCAACUUGGAGCAGUGAAGCAGGAUCCUGGCACCGGAGAUCGUUACCUCACACGGUUGGGAUGGAAUUUGGUGAAGUUGGCUGUCGAACCCCGGCUCGGUAAAAUUCUUCUUGAUAGCAUACAACAAGGGUUUGGUCAAGAGGGGCUGGUUAUAGCGGCACUCAUGUCUAACAGUGGAAGUGUAUUUUACCGAUCUGGUUCGGAAGAGGUGAAAGAACGUGCAGACCGCCUCAAGAUGAGAUUUUGUCAUCCUCAUGGAGAACUUUUCACCCUCAUGUCGGUCUAUCAAGAAUGGGAGUCGCAGCCUGAUAGAUUGCGCAAUCAGUGGUGUUUGAGGAACUCCAUCAGCUCCAAAGCCAUGAAGAGGUGUCAAGAUCAGGUGAUGGAGAUGAGGAAUUGCUUGAGGUACGAGUUGAAGAUAAAUGUACCGUCGACAUCCAAGUGGUCACCAGCUCAGCCCAGAGAAUCCAGCACUCCUCUGCGAAAAAUCAUUUUUGAAGCCCUGGCGGGUAACUUGGCUGUCUUCACGGGGCAUGAUAGAUUAGGAUACACUGUUUUGUCUUCAGGCCAACAAGCUCUUUUGCAUCCAUCUUCCUCAAUUCUGGUUUUUGGUCUAACUCCGGACUUCGUUGUUUACGGAGAGAUUUUGCACACUUCGAACACUUUCUUGGAUUUGGUGACUGUGGUCGAACCAGAAUGGAUCCAGCCUCUUAGUUGGAGUUUACAGUACGACGUGGGCGCGUUAAAAGCUUCCAUCAUGAGACAGUGGGUCGUUCAGAUGACCAGCGGCAACUUUUUGAGCCGGGUUUCCGGCAAGCAAGGCCAAAAUCUGUCACUUUUGAAACAAGCAAUCCAAGAAAAGCAUCAUGAGCGAUGCAUGAUAGAUUUGAGUUACGAAAGUAACACCAUGUCCGUCUACACGACUCCAAAGCAAAUGGGAGUUGCUCAGAAGCUAGUUCAGAGAUUGAUAGAAAGGGAGAAGCGGUGGUUGGAACAUGAAGCUUUGGAAAAGCCGGUGGUUACAACAGGUACCAAAAAUCCCACGCCAGCAAUUCUGGUGGGUGCAGGGGCUGCUGUGAGGGAUGUUUUAAUGCCUGGAGAGUACGCCAGCGUAGAAAUUCUGUAUGAAGGUUCUUCGGGGUUGGAUGAGAAUGACGACGAACAGCUGCUGGAGAUUUUCGAUCUAUGUGGGGAAGGAUUAGCUGGAUUUGACAAACAAUGCCGCCGCUCUCCUAAAGACCAGGGACCGCAUAAAUGGGGAGUCGUUCGGUUUAGAUCUAGUGUCAUAGCACGGACGGCAGUGAAAGUCCUAAAUGGUCUAUCCUUAAAUAAAGGGAAGAUUCAACUGAUCGUGAGACCUCCUGACGAGUCGAGUACGAACAGCUUCAACAGAGUCCCGCUUCCUGCUGUCAAAGCGACCCUCGCCUGGGCCCGACGCAAGCGGAAAGGUUGGGCCACUGUGAGGUGUGAUCCCAAGGACACACCAACCUUGAUGGAGGCCGUCGUGAACAACCCCAGUAAAGGAGGAGUGUAUGUUCAUGUCAAACCCGAUCGCUCGAAAGAGAAUUCUAUUUUCUUGAUUGGACUAGAUCCAAAUGUAGACGAAGACUCGCUACAAGAAAUUCUGCUGAAAAUUUCGGGAUGCAGAAUACUUGAUUGUUACAUGCCAAGAAGUCCUGCACCGAUUUCUCAGCCCUCUGUCAAAGAGGUACAAGAGGAGAUUGUUCAGCUAAUCUCUGCGUUUGUCCCGACAGACAAGUUCCACGUGCUGGUUUUUGAGCCCAAAGAAAGAGAUUAUGUUGCCCGAGCUGAGAUUCGAUUUGACGAAAGUGUACACGAAGGAGCUACAGCUGCCUUGGGAACUCUUGAAGGAUUGGUUUUGUCGGGCUGCAAGCAGUGGCAAGCCAUAACUUGUCGGAGGAUGUUCUCCUCGCAGGUCCAUAUAUCGAGGUUGAUGUGUGGAGUGCUGAAACAGGACUUGGAAGAUCUAGUAACUGCUCUGCAAUUAAAACAUCGUGAUGCUAGAAUCAUCAUGUCUUCGAGGGAGUCAGGAGCCCAACGCGUUCAGGUGUCUGCCCCAAGCUUGGCUGUAGUUGCUGGGUGUAAAUGUUUAUUAGAAAAGCUUAUGGAAGGGCAGGCAGUCACAGGAGAGGACCUGGACGAAUCAGCUGUGAGGCUUCUCUUCACCAAGAGGGGUUCACAGAUUUCUAGAGCGGUAGAAGUAAAAACCAAAACUCUAGUGUUGUGUGAUAAGCGGACACAAGUAGCUAGGAUAUAUGGACCACCAGCAAAUAAAGCCAUAGCGUUGAAAGAAAUGGUUUCUAGGUUGAAAAAGCUUGACUCGAUCGUUAAGUCGCGGCAGAUCCCGCUCAGAGGGGAGGGAUUGCCACCAGGCUUAAUGAGGGAGGUUGUGAAAACCUUUGGCCUUGAUCUGCAAGGUUUAAGGAGUCUAGCCGGUGGUGACGUGAAGCUGAACAUCGACCAUCGGACUCAUCUACUGUCAGUUUACGGAGAAGAUGUGGACGCUGUAGUGAAAGUCCAGACGGCCGUGGCAGACAUGGCUCAAAGGUUAAUUUUGACGUCAUCUCAUACACGGCCUACCGGAGAUAUCGCCAGGCAAUGGAGGCAUGGUGCGGACGAAUGCUCCAUUUGCUUCUGUCCGAUGGAAGACAAGUAUAGCCUCGAGGCUUGUGGGCAUGGGUUUUGCCGGUCGUGCCUUCUCGACCAGAUCAAUGCAUCAAUACGUCAUAGAGAUGGAUUCCCACUCACAUGUGCUCAUGAUGGGUGCCAGCAACUCUUCGUGAUCGCAGACAUUACCAGACUCUUGACUUUUGAACAGCAAGAUGAACUUUACAGAGCCUCCUUGAGUGCGUUCGUCGCUCAACAUCCUCUGGCUUACAGAUAUUGUACCACUGCUGAUUGUCCUAAUGUUUAUCGUGUUACCACAACUGGCGAUCGGUUCGCAUGUGCAGCUUGUUCUCUUCAAAUCUGCACAGCUUGCCAUGUGGAGUAUCAUGAGGAUCUGUCGUGUGAGGAAUAUGAAAGAUAUAAGCUUGAUCCCGAUGAAUCUCUGCAAGCCUGGAGAGAAGGAAAGAUAGAUGUUAAGAACUGCCCCAGCUGCGGAAGUGUGAUAGAGAAAGUUGAUGGUUGUAACCACAUGGUUUGCCUUUGUGGUAACCACGUUUGUUGGGUGUGCUUGAAGGACUUUGUAGAUGCUAGUCAUUGCUACGACCAUUUGAGAUCGGCCCAUGACGGAUUCGACUUUAUUGUCGGUGGAGUAGAGUAGGCUAGAUAGGGAAAGCGGUAGACAAACAGAGUGUAAUUAUAGUUCGGAAGAGGUAAUAAACAUAGUAAUUUUUGG
Messenger RNA from Marchantia polymorpha subsp. ruderalis, 6952 nucleotides. The record is from the annotation of a GenBank genome assembly. Lineage: Eukaryota; Viridiplantae; Streptophyta; Marchantiopsida; Marchantiales; Marchantiaceae.